This is a messenger RNA of Gongylonema pulchrum, 312 nucleotides long. Lineage: Eukaryota; Metazoa; Nematoda; Chromadorea; Rhabditida; Gongylonematidae. The record is from the annotation of a GenBank genome assembly.
AUGCAGUUCGUUGGCCGCUUGAAGGGUGAGCUGCCGGGACUCGAUGAGGGGCAAAGCGAGGAUGAACAGAUCGAGGAGGACGAAGUUGACGAAGCCAGGCAGCACAAGAAUGCUGAUGGAUGGUUUUCGGCCUUUCGUGCACUUGUUGGAAACAAAAAAUUAACAGCAGAAGAUAUCCAGCCUGCCCCUCUGCACUCUCAGUUUGAGUUCCUUCGUUGUUUUCCGAAAAACGAGCAGCCAGAUUGCUGCUUGUCUCGUGCAAUCACUGCUGCUGUUACCAUCCCACAAUAUUACGGCCUAACCGGAGCUUAA